GCUUACGUGCCCGGAAGUGACGUGUAACAUCAGCAGCUUAAGCAGCAGCAGCCGCUCAAGUAAUCAUGAAGCUGGACAAUGAGGAUGAUGAUGUGUCCUUAUUCGAUGCUGAGGAAGAUUCUGCCUCCAGAAAGAGUAAAGUCAAGCAUCCAGUGGCAUCUUUCUUCCACCUGUUCUUCCGGGUUAGUGCGUUCCUGGUCUACCUGCUUUGUGGAAUAUUCGGUGGGAGCUUCAUCGCCUGUAUGGUCACCAUCAUCCUCCUCCUGUCAUGUGACUUCUGGACUGUGAAGAAUAUCACAGGGCGUCUGAUGGUGGGUUUGCGCUGGUGGAAUCAAGUGGAUGAUGAUGGAAAGAGUCGCUGGGUGUUUGAAUCUAGAAAGCAGACCAGUAGGAAGCAGUCCUCAGCAGCAGAGUCUCGUAUCUUCUGGCUGGGUCUGAUCAUCUGUCCCAUCAUCUGGGUCAUAUUUGCUUUCUCUACACUCAUCUCAUUCAAGAUCAAAUGGCUGGCGGUGGUGAUUUUGGGGGUGGUGUUACAGGGCGCUAAUCUCUACGGAUAUGUGCGCUGUAAAGUGGGUACCAGAACAGACCUGAAAAGCAUGGCCACCAAUUAUUUCGGAAGACAGUUUCUAAAACAGGCUUUGACGAAACAAGAGGAGUCUUAAAGAGGAGAGUCCUUUUAGAAUGCUUAUUUUUAAUGUAUCCAUUUAUUUUAAACAUGAUUUAAAUAAGUUAAGGGAAAUGGUUAGUUAGCUCAUCUGUGUUUAGUUUUACUUCACUUUGUCAACCACAACCAGUUCCAUAGAGUCUUCUACAGAGUAACUUCUUCAUGCAUAAUUUUCUUCUACUAAACAAACUAACUUAAAGAAUACAAAGUAUGUGUUUUGUUGUAUAAUAUUGCAUGACUUCAUGCAUUACACUUUUGAUUUGUUGACAGCGACACAAUGUACAUAUUUAUAUAAGGUUGUAAAUUAUUUUUGGGGGGAACUAAUAAAUCUUUCUCAAGUUAAAAUGA
Molecule: messenger RNA, 1012 nt
Organism: Myxocyprinus asiaticus (Chinese sucker)
Lineage: Eukaryota; Metazoa; Chordata; Actinopteri; Cypriniformes; Catostomidae
Gene: tvp23b
Product: trans-golgi network vesicle protein 23 homolog B (S. cerevisiae)
Exons: 7
Coding region: 66-662 (198 amino acids)
Biological process (GO): vesicle-mediated transport; protein secretion
Cellular component (GO): Golgi membrane
Source: RefSeq, a predicted model, not a curated record